GUGAUACACAUGCCACCUGCUGACAGACGUUUGUAGUGCAGCCUGGUGAAGACACGUCAAUCUGAAGCAACAUCAACCCAUUGGCUGCAUUCUAUCACGUGUGUGGAUCUGAAAAUGGCGUCUCCAAAUGGAGGUGAUGAUUUUGAGUCCUCUCUGCUGAGUUUUGAGAAGCUGGAUAGAGCAUCUCCUGACCUAUGGCCAGAGCAACUGCCAGGAGUUGCAGAAUUUGCUGCAUCUUGCAAAAAUCCAAUUACCAAUUCUCCACCCAAAUGGAUGGCUGAACUGGAGAGUGAGGACAUUGAAAUGUUAAAAGAGCUGGGGAGUCUGACCACAGCAAACCUGAUGGAGAAGGUCAAAGGGCUACAGAACCUGGCCUACCAGCUGGGCCUUGAGGAGUCCAGGGAGAUGACCAGGGGGAAGUUCCUGAACAUCCUGGAGAGACCCAAGAAGUGAAGACCCCAGGACUGCUCUUUACACAGUAUGUCUGCAAAGAGAGUAAUACAACACCCAGACGACUGAUUUAAGACUCAGAAUCAGACUUAUGCCUUCAUGUAUACACUCAUACUACAACCAUCAUCAAGUUCCUGGACUUUUCAUUUAAAUAGAGACAGUUGGGCUAAAUUCACUCACUGCAGAGUUCUCCUCUAACAGACCCUACACACUCUAUGCAAAUGGGGAGUGUCGUAUAUGAUCCGUUCCAGAAUUUGAUCCGCACAAAGUACGUAGAGCAUUAUGUAUUUAGACUGUUCCUAGCUGGAGAUGUCGCAGGGGCUCUGGCCGCGCUGGGGAGCACUUACUCUCACAAGUUACAAAUCUCCACAGGCCACUAAUAAGCCCCUAAUUGUCUUUCCAAUUGACACGGACAGAGCCAUCCACUGUCCAAGGGGCUGCACCCCCUGCCUCGUUUGCGUAGUUUGCGUAAAGUGUGUAACGUCCUUAAGAGUCCAAUGACUGCAACACUUUUCACCUCCUGUGGUCCUUAAAGAAGGUUCCAUUUACUUUUAUAAUGAUUUGAAAUGGUGAGUCACUUUCAAUUUCCUUUUUAGCUAGCUCGUAGGACUGUUUUGUAAAUGAGUGUAUAUUCUGUAUUUAUUCAUAUUUUUUAUUUGUAUUUGGAGCAUUAUUUACAUUUUGGUAAUUUGUAGAAGAAAAUUAUGUAAUAAAGUCUUAACAUUUUUAAUAUUUUUCCUCCAUCAUUUUAGAGCUGGGCGAUAAGGCCAAAAUAUCAUAUCGAAGUAUAAAAUAAAAUAAAAAUUGACGGUAUGA
This is a messenger RNA of Oncorhynchus kisutch (coho salmon), 1266 nucleotides long. RefSeq names its product protein lin-52 homolog. NCBI's taxonomy places the organism in Eukaryota, Metazoa, Chordata, Actinopteri, Salmoniformes, Salmonidae. The coding region runs from base 115 to 453 and encodes 112 amino acids. The record is from RefSeq and is a predicted model, not a curated record. Gene Ontology annotation, biological process: regulation of DNA-templated transcription. The transcript is spliced from 6 exons. Gene Ontology annotation, cellular component: DRM complex.